Sporisorium graminicola is the source of this 5028-nucleotide messenger RNA. RefSeq lists its product as uncharacterized. The transcript has a single exon. NCBI's taxonomy places the organism in Eukaryota, Fungi, Basidiomycota, Ustilaginomycetes, Ustilaginales, Ustilaginaceae. Gene Ontology annotation, cellular component: nucleus; zeta DNA polymerase complex. Gene Ontology annotation, molecular function: nucleotide binding; DNA binding; DNA-directed DNA polymerase activity. The record is from RefSeq and is a predicted model, not a curated record. Gene Ontology annotation, biological process: error-prone translesion synthesis; double-strand break repair via homologous recombination. The coding region runs from base 1 to 5028 and encodes 1675 amino acids.
AUGACCACCCAGGAUAAUGCAGAACAGAGCAAUGCCGCUCCGCCACGCACUGAAAAACUCGACUCAGCUUCGUCUGACCCCUUCUUUCGCGUACGUCUCAUCAACAUCGACCAUGUCCUGACCGUGCCAACUCCACUGGAUCGUACGCAAUGUGCCUUCAAUGCGGAAGGUCAAUCCCUUAGGAAGGUCCCCAUCCUGCGCAUCUUUGGCGCUACGCCCGCAGGUCAACGUGUCUGCUUGCACAUCCACAAUGUCUAUCCUUACUGCUAUAUACAAUACAAGGGCUCGCUGGAUCCCGAUGAUGUGCUCAGAUACAUUCAUCGCCUGGGCAGGGAGCUCAAUGCUGCCAUGGCCGCCUCGCUGCGCCGCAACGCAGAUGACCCCGAUGCCAGCCAAUUCAUUGCUGCCAUACACCUCUGCAAAGGCGUCAACUUUUACGGCUACCACGUCGGAUACUCGUACUUUCUCAAGAUCUCCUUUGUGGACCCAUCUCACAACUAUCGUCUAGCAGCGAUCCUCGAAUCGGGGGGAGUCAUGAAGACCGUCUUCCAGCCAUUCGAGAUCCACAUCCGCUACCAGCUGCAGUUCAUGCUCGACUACAACAUUUUCGGUUGCGAUUACCUCGAUCUUGAUGAUGUGCGAUUUCGUCUUCCCAUCCCUGAAGGCAGCACCAUCGCAAGCGAUGAUCCUUCCCCACUCGACUUUCGCAGCAAGGUCUGGAAUCGCAAUUCGAUCCCUUACGCCCAUGUCCAAGCCGACCAUGUCCACCGCGGGACGCACUGCGAGCUCGAAGCGGAUGCAAGCGCUCCCUGGAUCAUCAACCGUCGUCGACUCAAGCAGAGGGACAUCCACAGAGACUUUGACGAGCCUCCCAGCGCCUCGCCAGACCAGAACAUACUUGUUCCCAGCUUGUCCGGCCUGUGGGAGAGUGAGAAGAUCCGACGAAGUGCAGCUGGAUUACCCGCAUCCGUACCAACAGAGGACCCAGCACGAGAUCCGCGAACCUUUGCCACCGGAGAAUCUCCAACGUGGAUGUCCGAGGAUCGUAUGCGACUGCUGCUCGAAAAGCGCCUCCUUGACGAAAAGCAGAAGACGCUACCACGCGAGCGCAAUGCGGGCCACUUUACCGAUCGACCAGGUCUGGAUCAGUACAUCAUGACCACCUUUGACGCCGUCGAGGUCUUCCAUCCGUAUCAAGAUCAGAUCUAUGCUGCUGAUCCCUACUCUCUGCGAAGAGGUCCUUCUGCAUCCUCGAAAAUGUACGAUCUGCAGCAUGCCAUUUCGCAAACGCAGCGAGGCGUUUCGGACGAAAUGGAUCCUACCCAGUUGACGCAGCAGCUUAAAGAACAAGCCGACGAUUUUGAUACCAAACUUUUCAAGAGCCAAGAAUUCAACCAUAGGCUGCAGCAGGCAGAGAAAGAAGACGUCGCAGCUAUUGUCGAUCCUCCUUCUGAUCACGAAGAGGAGCAACAUGAGGCGGACCUCGCCGAGCAACCAGACGCCCAAUUUAACGGACCGACCACGCCGCGCAAAUGGCUGAGGACAGACAGCUCUCACUCCAAUUCGAAUAUGUCGACAGACAGCACUUUCAGCAAAAGUCCGUCUUCUACACCAAAGAAGCGCCAAAAUGCUGAAUUGCACGCGGGCGAUACGACAACGCCCACAGUAAGCCCGUCAUGCAGACUGUCAAAGGAGAUUCUCGAGGACAGCGUCCGCAAGUUCAAGCAAGCCAAGCACCAUCGCUCAACGGCCAGUACGAACGGAACGAGGGAAAGUCGCUCAACUGCGACUCCGGAGCUUGGCCGCUCGACCAAGGUCAGGUUCGCUGAGGCAGCUCCGUCGCACUCACGACAAGAGACACAAAAUUAUGGCCGGAUACAGGCACCUAGCAACUUCGUGCCACGUAGGCGACUCUUGACUUUCCAUGAGCCAGCCCCUUCUGUUCGCACCGUCGUCGAGACCUUCUCACUCUUCUCCAUCGUACGUGAGGUUCAUCCAGAACCAUUUUUCAGCGACCCAAAGGAUGUACCUGCUCGUCCAAGAGAGUAUGCUGGCCGCAUGUUCCAAUUUCAGUCUCGCACACUACCUUACCUGCGCCCCUUCGAGCAUUGGCACCCGUCUGCUGCUCCCGUCGUGUCCCAAGGCAAGCCGCCACGACAUCGACAUUGGCAGUACGGACCACCGCCCCCAACGAUGCUCGAAGCACGCGCUUGGCGACAAAAGGAGAAGGUUGUCGAGAAGCAGCGCUCCAAACGACGCCGAGCCCGUCUGCUCUCCCAGAUCGAGAGGCUGACUCAGUCCAACGACUUUGGCUUCAAAAUAUCACAGCACAAGGCGACGUCGCUCGUCAUGCGCGACAAGCAGCACAUGACGACGCUUGCUGUCGAGGUGCUGACCACCACGCGCGGUACCCUCUUCCCCGAUCCAGCAUUUGAUGCCGUGCAGGCCAUCAUCUACACGUUCCAGAACGAAGACGAGAAUCUCCAGGAUACGGGAAGUCGUGCAGAUCUCCGCACUGGUCUCAUCGUGGUCGCCGCAGACAACGUCCACGUCGACCGUCUUGGACUGUCACAUCUGGCUCUCGAGGUAGUCGAAGAUGAGCUGGAGCUCUUCAACACGCUCAUCGAUCUCGUGCGUGCCUUUGAUCCCGAAAUCAUUGUCGGUUGGGAGAUCCACUCAUCUUCGUGGGGCUACAUCAUCGAACGCGCCUCGAAAGAGUACGACUUCGAUCUCGUUCCCCAGAUUGGACGGUCGAUCGUGCACAACACAGGCCGAGCGGGCGGCAAGGCGGACAACUACGCCUAUACCCAGUCGUCUGCCCUCCGCAUCACCGGCCGACACACGCUCAAUCUUUGGCGACUCAUGAAGGGUGAGCUGACCCUCAACCUCUACACGCUCGAGAACGUAUGCUACCACCUGCUGCACCGUCGUAUACCCAAAUUCUCGCAUCAGACGCUGACGCAGUGGUUCACCUCGGGGCGUGCAGAGCUGAUCAGAAGGGCGCUGCUCUACUACGUCGACAUGGUCGAGCUGGAGCUCGAAAUCAUUACUGAAUCGGAAUUUGUGCUGCGCACCGCCGAGUUUGCCAGGAUCUACGGCAUCGAUUUUUUCUCGGUCAUUUCCAGAGGAAGCCAGUUCAAGGUCGAAAGCAUCAUGCUCCGUAUCGCCAAACCGGAAAACUUCGUGCUCAUCUCGCCCAGCAGGGCACAGGUGGGCAAGCAGAAUGCCGCCGAGUGCCUGCCGCUCAUCAUGGAGCCGCAGUCUGCUUUCUACAAAGGACCGCUACUUGUGCUCGAUUUCCAGUCGCUCUAUCCUUCCGUUAUGAUCGCAUACAAUCUCUGCUACUCGACCUGCCUCGGCCGUGUCGCCGGCUUCAAGGGGACAAGCAAGUUUGGCGUCACUGAAUACGCACCGCCAAAAGGACUGCUGAGUCUGCUCUCAGACCACGUCAACAUUUCGAGCAACGGUCUGCUGUUCGUUAAACCAGAUGUGCGCAAGUCGCUGCUGGCCAAGAUGCUGUCAGAGAUUCUCGACACGCGCGUCAUGGUCAAAGGGUCGAUGAAGGGUACCAAAGCUGACAAGUCGUUCCAACGCAUCCAGAAUGCACGCCAGCUCUCACUCAAGCUGCUUGCCAACGUGACCUACGGCUACACCUCGGCGAGUUUUUCAGGACGUAUGCCGUGCGUCGAGAUCGCCGAUGCCAUCGUGCAGACGGGAAGGGAGACGCUCGAAAAAGCCAUGGAUUUGAUCAACGGCACAGCGGAGUGGGGCGCACAAGUCGUGUACGGCGACACCGACUCUCUCUUCGUCUACUUGCCCGGCAGAACCAAGGAGGAAGCGUUUCGACUGGGCAACGUCAUUGCCGACAAAGUGACAAGCCUUAACCCGCGUCCUGUCAAGCUCAAGUUCGAAAAAGUGUAUCUGCCGUCGGUACUUCUAGCCAAGAAACGAUACGUCGGCUUCAAGUAUGAAUCGCUUGACGAGCGGGAGCCUGGCUUCGACGCCAAAGGCAUCGAGACGGUCCGGCGCGAUUUCCACCCAGCUAUUCAGCGCAUGCUUGAGGCCUGCAUCCGAAUCCUGUUUCGGUCGCGCGAUCUGAGCAUCGUCAAGAGCUACCUCCAACGACAGUGGCGAAAGAUCCUCGAAGGACGGGUGAGUCCGCGAGACUUUAUCUUUGCAAAGGAGGUGCGUCUCGGGUCGUACAGCGACAAAGUAGCACCGCCGCCCGGAGCUGCCGUGUCGUCGAGACGCAUGCUGGCCGAUCCACGCUCCGAGCCGCAGUAUGCAGAGCGAGUGCCGUACAUCAUCUCCCAAGGCGAGCCUCGGGCCAAGUUGAACCAACAGGCUGUGUCGCCCGAGGCAUUCCUGCGCAAUCCUCAGCUGCAGAUCAAUGCGCUGUACUACAUCACGCGCACCAUCAUCCCGCCUCUGGCUCGGGUGUUUAAUCUCCUCGGCGCGGACGUGGAAGCGUGGUUCCACGAGAUGCCCAAGCCCAACAACGCCUCCUGGAACAAACGACCCACUGCAGCGCUACUAAGCGCAGUUGUUGCUCAGCAGGAACUCAGCGAUCCGACGGCAGAAGCAGGAGCCGACGAGCCGUCUUCAUCGCCGAAACCGGCAACACGAAGCGCGAACAGCGCGGCAAUAGCGACGCUCAACUCACACUACGCCACCGACACGUGUCUGCUGUGUUCGUCGCGCACCGAAGCGCUCGUCUGCCUCGACUGUCGACAGUCGCCCGGUGACAGCAUCCUCGCGGCAACGUCGAAGCUGCACAAACUGGAGACGCAGGCAUCGGCCAUCGACCGGAUCUGCUCGACCUGCGCCGGCAUGGAACGCCCCGGCCCCGUGGACUGUGUCAGCCUCGACUGCCCGUACACGUAUCAGAAAACCAAGCUGCACAAGUCGCUCCAAGACACGGCACUGGUGCAUACAUAUCUUUCCCGCCUGCUCGACUCGGACUCACAACACAUGGCGGCUGUUGGGGACGCUUGGACAGGCGUUGGGGAUCUCAAUGACGAAGCUUGA